This is a messenger RNA of Dioszegia hungarica, 2235 nucleotides long. RefSeq lists its product as uncharacterized. The record is from RefSeq and is a predicted model, not a curated record. The transcript is spliced from 10 exons. The coding region runs from base 1 to 2235 and encodes 744 amino acids. NCBI's taxonomy places the organism in Eukaryota, Fungi, Basidiomycota, Tremellomycetes, Tremellales, Bulleribasidiaceae.
AUGUCCUUCGACCGCCUACAUCCCGAGUUGUGGAGCCAUAUCCUCAGCUUUUUCUUUGUCCCCCAUUUCAAGCCGCUUUCCGGCUGGACCAAGGAGGAGGCGGUGGGGGAACCGCCGGAAGUUGUCGCUCGGCUUCGAGAUGCAGGGAAUGAGGGUGUGACCAAGAGGAGCGAUAUCAAGGCGACAAGUCUGGCUGUGCUGAUGAGGACGAGCAUUGCAUUCAACGAACUCGCUCGCGGUCCACUAUACAAGCGGAUCCUCACGGAUGACUGGGUCGGUCUCAAGCGCGGGGCAUUCAUACGCGCGGAAAGACUCGAACCCCCUCCCCGUCCUGCUCUCGAGCCCAAGAGGAAACUCCCCCCCCAGCAAGUCCCAGAAGAUUGCUUGCUCGUCUGCGAUCUUGCGGUGUCCGAAAGACUUCAGGUAGUGAUUCGCCAUGGUCUCCCAGACCCCAUCUUGUCCGCCGAAUAUCGCCCCGAUCGUGAGGGUUGUGAGGUCAGGGAAGGUGUCCGGGUUGAUGAUGGUGACUUGGGUGUUGAGGGCUUCCGAGGGAUCAUCGUCGAUCCAGUUCCGCCAGUCACCCCUAAAGAGGUCGAGGUAGGAGACGCCCCCGAAUUUGGGACGGUAUUCCAGUUGGAGCGGGGCAACUCGGGGCCAUACAGCCUACCUCCUCUGGUCGCUUGGACGGAUGACAUGCCCGGACUGCCCUCAAAGCCCCCUCCCCCAUUCGUCUUCCAUUUCCACGUCGGUCAAGUGAGCAACGAGAUUCCGACCGGUCGCGUCCCCGUCAAUUGGGCCCAAGACGUCCUCGACCCUUCCCUCCCCCGUCACUCCGUCCUCCCCAUUAUCCGCAAAGCCCUCGGAAUCGACCGCAAUACGCCCUACUUUAAUCCACCGGGAUCGGGGCGGACGCAGGCGGUCUUGAGGGGAUUCGACGAGAAUCAGCGGGAUGACGUGGACAGGGUGCAGGCGACGCUAUUGAGGGACGUGCCCAAGGAGAAGCUGCUCAAGGAUAAGGUAUGGGGAGGUGCUGGGGAAGAGUCUCUGAGGCGCGCCGAGGGAGGCGGCUGGAAUAGGAGCGAGCGAGCGGUGUACCUACGGACCUGGGCGUGUCUUCUGCCAGGCGCUCACGUCGCGCCGGAGCGUGCAGAAGGGGGCGCUGCUAUGCGUGGCGCUCGGGGCCAGCGUGAGACGCGGGGUGAAGCGGCGGCAGAGGGUGCCGGACAUGGCAGACGGAGUAGAACGGACCAUAUUGAUAGUACGGUGUUGAUUCUAAGAGGCGCUACCUCCUAUGUCUUUCGAUACCCUUCACACGGAGAUCUGGCAGCAUGUGCUCAGCUUCCUCACUCCACCUCAGCGCCAACCUCUCUCCGGCCUCACCAAGGAAGAAGCUAUUUUCGAGAUGCCGAAUACGUUGAGCGACUCCCAUCGGCCGGUGCACCGGGAGCGACGAGCCGGGAUGAUAUCAGAGCGGACGUGCUAGCUACCCUCAUGACAGUCUCAGCGGCUUUCAACCGGCUCGCGGCUCCCAUCCUCUACAAGAAUAUCAUCACAGACGACUACAAAGGCCUCACAUCCUACAUCCACCAGGAAUCCGCCAAACCUGCCACAGAGUGCAAAUAUCCACUGCUUCACCACACCAAAAUCGACGAUGUGCCGGCACGCUUGGCAUACCCGAGAAAACACCGUCUUUCGCAACCUGGUCCAUCUUUCCCUCGGAGCGGUCUUUGGCGGACAGGAUGGGAUAUGGAAGGAGGUGACCAACGUGAAAAUGAGGCCGUACGGAUGUGCGUGAAACAGCUCCCUGCCUCCCCCGGCGCGCCCACUCGUUGGCUACAGGAAGCACAUCAUCCCGACGAUCCCUUUCACCCACUCAUUAACUCCGUCGGCGGGUUGAUGCACAGCGUUUGUGCCGUCCCGGUCAGCCAUGACACCAAUCCUGCGCCAUACUCACAUCACCCUCAAGGCAGAAAAAAGGCUUUCGACGUCUCCAUCUAUAGCGGACCCUCAAUCUGGCCGGCGGUCCUUCCACCUGACCCUCCACUCGCUCAAUGGCCGGUCGGUCCUCACAAACCGCGACAUCGUGGCGAAUCAGAGGAGCAGGCGAUGGUGAGAUGGUCAAAGGUGUGGUUGGGGUCGAUCCCGCGAGAAAGGCGAUUAGCAGGAGACAAGAUGGUUUGGCGUCCGUCGAGAGGUGGUCCGGGGUGCGAGGCGUGCGGAUGGGUCUAUGAGUGA